This is a messenger RNA of Haemonchus placei, 341 nucleotides long. Lineage: Eukaryota; Metazoa; Nematoda; Chromadorea; Rhabditida; Trichostrongylidae. The record is from the annotation of a GenBank genome assembly.
UAUUCGUUCCAGUAAUGGUUGACAAUGCCGAUAUAGAUGGAUACGACUUUCUAUAUAAGAGUUGGUUGAACCAAGAUCUGUUGACAACUAUGUAUAUUUCAGUAAUUCUGAUAGGUGAUUCUGGUGUCGGUAAAUCAAAUUUAUUGUCGCGGUUUGCCAGGAAUAUGUUCAACAUCGAGUCAAAAUCGACAAUCGGUGUUGAGUUUUCAACGAAAACUGUUAUGAUUGACAAUAAGCGGAUAAUGGCUCAAAUUUGGGAUACUGCUGGUCAGGAACGAUUCAAAACCGUCACAUCCGCUUACUAUCGUGGAGCCCAAGGAGCUCUGAUUGUUUACGAUAUC